AUGGACAACAAAACUUUCGUGUCCGAUUCACUGAUUCGCUUGACCGGUGCCUCAGAUCCGAUCGCAGUUGAUUUUGUCCUCGCCGAAGCCACCUCCGCCAAGUCCUCAUCCUCCCUGCAAGAUAAGCUGGUCUCCUUCCUCGAUGGCAGCCCCGAUGAAAUCGCCGCGUUCUGCGGACAGCUCUUCUCCCGCGUGGGGAAGAGCAGUCAGCCCAGUGCAUCUACUGCGAAGAGCACUGGAAGCAAGGAGGCAAAGAAGAAAUACCGGCUGGUAGACAUGGGCGAAGAUCUCCCUGAUCCCGCAUCCACAUUGGGGCCUGUCAACGUCGAGGCAGACCGCGACAGAAGGAGGCGCCGGGACAAAGAAAGGAACGGUGAUCGAGACGGUGAUCGAGACCGAGGCAGGAGCAAGCGAGAGUCCGAGGCCCCCAGUCGCUGGGAGAAAGACGACAACCGAAAACGAGAUCGCAGCCGGGACACGGAGAGUCGGGACCGCCCGCGGUCGAAGAAGUUGCGCAAGAAGGACUCACAAGGCUUUGACGAUAGGUGGGGUGAUGAGGAAACCCCCGAGGAAGAGCUGUAUGCCGAAGGCGAUCAGGAUGAAUUUGCGGAGUCGCCCUCGAAACGGACGAGACUUGAGGAUGGAUCCGCCUCCCCACGAUCCGCGUCUCCCGUCGAUGACCUCGACCCUCAAACCAAGCAAGAGAUGGAUCGCCAACGGGACCUUCGUGAGCGAGAUGAAUUUGCGAAACGACUGGCCAAUAAGGAUGACAGCAAGUCCAAAAAGAUCGUGGAGGACCGAACGAGAGAUGGAGAAGCUGCACGGCGUCGCGCUUUGGCUGACAAUGCUGAUGCGCGGGCCGCCGUGAUGCCCGAUCUACGCCUGCGGUCGCGACAGGAAUAUUUGAAGAAGCGAGAAACGGAGCGGCUGGCGUUAUUGCGGCGCCAGGUCGCUGAAGAAGCUGCUGAGUUGCGCGACAAUCCAAAUCUCACACGCCGCGAGAAGGAGGAGUUUGCGCGAAACCGAGAGGUUCUUCGCAUCGCAGAGGAACGACUUCGAAUUGAUGACCAUCGCGAUGGCUAUAUGAUGCCAGAUGAUUAUAUCACGGAGAAGGGCAAGAUCGAUCGCAAGAAGAAAGAGGAUGCCCUGUACAAGCGCUAUGUCGAUCGCGACGAUGCCGGCCAGGAGCGAUUCGUUACGGAGCACGAGGAAUGGGAAUUGGAACAAGCAGCCAAAGCCAAAGCCCAAAUCAAAAAGGCUGAAUUCGUCGACGAAGGAGACUAUGAAUAUGUCUUCGACGAUUCACAGCAGAUCAAUUUUGUGAUGGAUACCAAGCUUGAAGGCACGCAAAAGCCUAUGACCCAGGAGCAGCUCCGGUUCAAGGAGCAGGUUGAUGCAGCUGAAAAGAAAGCUGCCACAAUGGAGGAGACUCGGAAGAGCCUUCCCAUCUAUCAAUUCCGGGACCAGAUCAUCGAAGCCGUGCACAAACACCAGGUCUUGAUUAUUGUUGGAGAAACGGGUUCGGGUAAAACGACACAGAUACCUCAGUACCUUCACGAGGCCGGCUACACGAAAGACGGCUUGAAGAUUGGCUGUACUCAACCGCGUCGAGUGGCAGCCAUGAGUGUUGCAGCCCGUGUGGCAGAUGAGAUGGGCGUGAGAAUUGGUAAUGAAGUUGGCUAUGCUAUUCGAUUCGAAGACAACACGAGCGACAAGACAAUUAUCAAAUACAUGACUGACGGCAUGCUUCUUCGAGAGUUGCUCACGGAGCCGGAUCUGGGCCAGUACUCGGCGUUGAUGAUUGACGAGGCCCACGAGCGGACGGUACCUACGGACAUUGCUUGCGGUCUUCUCAAGGAUAUUGCCAAGGCGCGGCCUGAUUUGAAGCUGCUCAUCUCCUCUGCGACCAUGGAUGCGCAGAAGUUCCAGAAGUACUUCGACGAUGCACCUAUUUUCAACAUUCCCGGUCGCCGGUACCCAGUCGACGUGCACUAUACAUCGCAGCCGGAAGCCAAUUAUUUGGCCGCAGCUAUCACCACGGUCUUCCAGAUCCAUGUCACGCAGGGCCCCGGAGAUAUUUUGGUUUUCCUGACAGGCCAGGAAGAAAUUGAAGCUGCCGAGCAGAGUCUACAAGAAACGGCUCGAAAGCUGGGCAGUAAAAUACCGGAAAUGAUUAUUUGUCCCAUCUAUGCCAACUUGCCGUCGGAGCUACAGACCAAGAUCUUUGAGCCCACACCGCCCAAGGCGCGCAAGGUGGUGCUGGCGACCAAUAUUGCCGAGACUAGUUUGACGAUCGAUGGUAUUGUUUACGUGAUUGAUCCCGGAUUUGUCAAGGAGAACGUGUUCAACCCUCGCACGGGCAUGGAGAGCCUCGUGGUGACGCCGUGCUCUCGCGCCUCGGCCAACCAGCGUGCAGGUCGUGCCGGACGAGUUGGCCCGGGUAAAUGCUUCCGACUUUACACCAAGUGGGCGUACUACAACGAGCUGGAAGAGAACACCACGCCGGAGAUUCAACGCACCAACCUGAACGGCGUUAUUCUGAUGUUGAAGUCUCUGGGUAUUGACCAACUACUUGACUUUGAUUUCAUGGAUCCGCCCCCGGCGGAGACCAUCAUUCGAGCAUUGGAGCAAUUGUACGCCCUCGGAGCUCUCAACGACCGUGGAGAGCUCACCAAGGUCGGUCGACAGAUGGCCGAGUUCCCUACGGACCCGAUGUUGGCCAAGGCGAUCCUCGCAGCAGGACAGUACGGAUGUGUGGAGGAGGUGCUUUCGAUCAUCGCAAUGCUGGGUGAGUCGAGUGCACUUUUCUUCCGACCCAAGGACAAGAAGAUCCACGCCGAUAGCGCACGCAACCGGUUCACUAUCAAGGAUGGCGGUGAUCACCUGACGCUUCUGAACAUUUGGAACCAAUGGGUAGAUUCGGACUUCAGCGUCGUGUGGGCCAAGGAGAAUUUCCUGCAGCAGCGUAGCUUGACCCGAGCCCGCGACGUCCGCGAUCAACUGGCCAAGCUGUGCGACCGAGUCGAAGUGACAAUCAGCACCUGCGGCGCCACCAACAUCAUCCCGAUUCAAAAAGCCAUCACCGCCGGUUUCUUCCCCAACGCGGCGCGGCUGCAACGCGGCGGUGAUAGCUACCGCACGAUUAAGACCGGUCAGGGAGUGUACCUGCACCCGUCAAGCACGCUGUUCGAGGUCAACCCGCGGUGGGUGAUCUACUACGAGCUGGUUCUGACCAGCAAGGAGUACAUGCGCAGCAACAUGCCGCUGCAGGCAGAAUGGUUGGUGGAAGUGGCACCGCACUAUUACAAGAAGAAAGACCUGGAGUCGCUGGGACUGGAUCGCAAAGUGCCCAAGGGGACCGGGGCAGCGGGCGAGAAAAGUCGAACGUGA
Molecule: messenger RNA, 3390 nt
Organism: Penicillium cinerascens
Lineage: Eukaryota; Fungi; Ascomycota; Eurotiomycetes; Eurotiales; Aspergillaceae
Product: putative mRNA splicing factor RNA helicase (Cdc28)
Exons: 1
Coding region: 1-3390 (1129 amino acids)
Cellular component (GO): intracellular anatomical structure; catalytic step 2 spliceosome
Molecular function (GO): RNA binding; ATP binding
Source: RefSeq, a predicted model, not a curated record